Messenger RNA from Oryza sativa Japonica Group (Japanese rice), 1153 nucleotides. Its product is annotated as endo-1,3;1,4-beta-D-glucanase. NCBI's taxonomy places the organism in Eukaryota, Viridiplantae, Streptophyta, Magnoliopsida, Poales, Poaceae. Gene Ontology annotation, molecular function: hydrolase activity. The record is from RefSeq and is a predicted model, not a curated record.
ACGUCGAUGCGACACUAAACAUGUCAUAGGUGCGUCUCCUUUUGCUACCUACUACCGUCUAAAUCCAUGUACAAAAGCUGCUUCAGCAACUAUGAUCAGUAGAGCUAAUUAAUUACCAUGGCGCCGUCUUCGUUGCUGCUCUGCUGGAGCAUCCUCUGCCUCGCCGUGGCCGGCGGCGGCGGCGGCGGCGCUGCCACCUCUGCCGAUCCGCUGCGCUUGCCGUGCCUCGACAACCCGCCGGAGCUGACGGCCGACGGCGACAGUGAGGCCGGCGUGGUCAUCGACGACCUGGCAGGCUUCCCGGCGUAUGUCACCGGCGACGUCCACUCCGGCCGGGCCAUCAUCGUGGCCUCCGACAUCUAUGGAUUCGAAGCACCAUUGCUGAGGGACAAUGCCGACAAAGUUGGUGAAGCUGGGUAUUACGUUGUGGUACCUGAUUUCUUCCAUGGACAACCUUACAAUGGAGACCCAAGUAUAAACGUUACAAAAUGGAUCACACUUCACUCUCCGGUAAAAGCAGCUGAAGAUGCUAAAUCAAUCUUUGCUGCUCUAAAAAGGGAAGGCAAAUCUGUUAUUGGAAUUGGAGGUUAUUGUUGGGGUGCGAAGUUUGCUGUGGAGGUGGCCAAAACCAAUGAAGUUGAAGCGAUUGUCAUCUCUCAUCCUUCAGAGGUGAUUGCUGAUGAUAUGAAAGGUGUCAAAUGCCCCAUUGAAAUCCUUGGAGGUCAGAAUGACCAUAUAACACCACCAAGUUUGGUGGACCAGUUUGUGAAUGUGUUGCGUCAAACAACUGAGGUUGAUUACUUUGUCAGGAUCUUUCCAGACGUGUCUCAUGGCUUUGCUUGCAGAUAUAACGCCAGCAACCAGUUUGCUGUCAAAACUGCUCAACAGGCUCUUGCCUUAAUGCUUGACUGGUUUGAGAAAUACUUGAAAUGACAAUAUAGAUUAUUCUAUUAAAAAAAUGACAAUAUAGAUAGUCAUUUGUGAAAAUACAGAAAAUUGCACUUAUUCAUUUUCAUCUAAAUAAAUUGCCGGUGUCCAUGUAUAAGUAUAACCAGCCAUGUCAAUGUGAUUAAUUGGCUAUGAUUUUCUCUGAAUUGAGCUUGUCGAUGUAUUAACUGCUGAAUUGAUUUAUGAAACUUUCCGAUUCCUUCCC